AGGUGCGACAUCCAUCCGCAAGGUGCGACAAGGUGCUAUUCUAGACGCGUGCUGACGUGUUUUUCCUUGCAACCAGCCAUGGGCAUGCUGUCAGCCCUGGUGCACCUGGUGAUUCUGCCAGCACUUUGCGCUCAGCCAGUGCAUCAAUGGACGGUGCAACGUGGCGGUUCACGCGAUGAUAGAGGCCAUGCGCUGCAGGUGGAUGCCUCCGGAAACGCCUGAGUGGCCGGCGACACAAGGAGCUCCCUGGAUGGCCACACCAAUGCGGGUAUCAGCAGCGCGGACGUUUUCCUCAUGAAGUUCGACCACACCGGAGUCCACCAAUGGACGGUGCAGCGUGGCGGUUCGCGCUCAGAUUAUGUAGAGGCCGCCGAGGUGGACGCCUCCGGAAACUCUUGGGUGGCCGGCUGGACAAAAAGCCGCUCCCUGGAUGGCCACAACACUGCGGGAUUCUCCGACGUCUUCCUCAUGCAGUUCGACCACGCCGGAGUCCACCAAUGGACGGUGCAGCGUGGUGGUUCGGAUCUUGAUGUCGGCAACGCCCUUCAGGUGGAUGCCUCCGGAAACGCCUGGGUGGCCGGCCAGACAUGGAGCCCCUCCCUGGAUGGCCACAUCAGUGCGGGAGCGUCGGACGUCUUCCUCAUGAAGUUCGACCACGCCGGAGUCCACCAAUGGACAGUGCGGCGUGGCGGCUCUCAUACUGAUGAGUGCAAUGCCCUUCAGGUGGACGCCUCCGGAAACGCCUGGGUGGCCGGCGACACAUUCAGCUCCCUGGAUGGCCACACCAAUGCGGGUAUCAGCAGCGCGGACGUUUUCCUCAUGAAGUUCGACCACGCCGGAGUCCACCAAUGGACGGUGCAGCAUGGCGGCUUUGGGGAAGAUAUGGCCCGGGCCCUUGAGGUGGAUGCCUCCGGAAACUCCUGGGUGGCCGGCUACACGACGAGCUCCCUGGAUGGCCACACCAAUGCGGGAGAAUCCGACGUGUUCCUCAUGAAGUUCGACACCACUGGAGUCCACCAAUGGACGGUGCAGCGUGGCGGCUCUGACCGUGAUGAAGCCAGGGCUCUUCAGGUGGACGCCUCCGGAAACUCUUGGGUGGCCGGCUGGACAAAAAGCUCCCUGGAUGGCUACACCAAUGCGGGUAUCAGCAGCGCGGACGUCUUCCUCAUGCUGUUCGACCACGCCGGAGUCCACCGAUGGACGGUGCAGCGUGGUGGUUCGGAUGAUGAUUUUGGCCACGCCCUUCAGGUCGAUGCGUCCGGGAACGCUUGGGUGGCGGGCGAUACAAGAAGUUCCCUGGAUGGAAACACCAACGCGGGUGGCUCUGACGUGUUUCUGAUGAAAUUCCAGGCCGCCAGCACGGUGACCAGCAAGACUUCGACCAGCCGCAGCACGACCUCAACCAGCACUGUGUCCAGAUCCACGUCCGUUACUACUAUAUCAACGAGAACCGCCACAGAAAGUUCAGCUGUCCUUUUCGAGCCGUUGCCGGAUGUAGAUUGGCAAGCAUCAACUCUGGAUACAGUGGGUUUGGAGCAGCUCGUGCAGAAACCGCAGAUAUCAAGCACUUUGACCCCUUCGGUAGAGGAUGGCAAAGACUUUUCCACUGGGUUGACAGCAGCGGAGGACAUUCCCGCUGGAUUGUUGGCCAUCGUCGCAGUGCUUGCUGCGCUGACCUGUUUGUUCGCCAGCCUUGGUAUUUUCUGCUGCUAUUGGAAGCUUCAAGGAGCAGCGCAAGCAGAGCUUCCCAUAUGUCACAUCUCCAAUCCGACGGCACUUCCUUCCUUGACUCCGUCGAUGGCAUUGAAACCUCUCCUUUUCUCUUGGAGCUCCAGGAUGACUGCUGAGUGGCCGCGGGGCAAAGUGCAAAAGCUUGUAGUGUCCGAAGCUGGUUUUGAAGCUUGUGGUCGCCACUAUGAAUUUUGCAAGUUGGAAAAUGGGUGGCACUUCGUUUGGGAAGAUGGCACCGUGCAGAAGGUUGAGAGCAUCCGCGGGAAUAUUCUGCAGUGGAGGACGCAGCAUCCGCAUCCAGCGUGGCAAGACUUCAGGUGGAUUUGCACUCCCAGAUGUUGCAUUGAAAAUCACCAUGACAUGAAGCCGUCAGAUUUUGGCCCCUACAGAUGCGGGUUAUGCGCACGUUCCUGCACUGCUGAAAACCAUUGGAACUGCCAGCAGCACCAGGUGCAUCUUUGCCCCGUUUGUGCUGAGCUGCCGCCGGAAGUGCCUACAUUGGGCGUGGCAGCUGCAUAUUUGGUCAACAUUUUUCCACCUCUGGCUCGCAGAGCAACUGCUGAUGAGAGUCCGAAUUUCUAUGCCAUUUGCCCACUCUUGGCACACGGCGAGAACGGCAUGGGCUAUGACAAGACAUGUCCCCGGGACGGUCGGCCUCGCUGCAGCAUCGUGGAUGCUUUGGACGAUGCACACAGCGGUGGCAUCCCACCAUGCAUGUCUCUCUCUUCAGAAAAAGUAACGCACUUUGUCUCUUGGUGCUGGGCAUAUUCUUUAAACGAUGUGGUCAGCUCCAUUGAACGAUGGCUGCAGAAGUCCGGUGAAGAUCCACUCAGCGUUUUCCUGUGGAUGUGUUUUUUCUGCAACAACCAGUAUCGCAUCAAAGAAGAGGCCAUUCAGACACCCAGUGAAGAUUUGAGGGGGAUCUUCGAAUCGCAUUUGGUAGAAGCUGGCCGGAUGCUGGUGCUGCUGGACACCGUUCUGGAACCGACCUAUGUGACCCGCGCCUGGUGCAUCUUCGAAAGUUACGUCAGCAUUGCACAAGACAUACCAAUGGAGAUCAUCCUCCCCAGAACAGCCGAGAACUUCUUCCAAGAGACCAUGCGUUGUGGCGGGAUUGAUCUUUUAACGCAAGGCGUGCACGAAUUGGACGUUCGACGCGCCAAAGCUGGAUCUCUGGCAGAUGAGGACUUGAUCAAGAGAAUCAUCCUCAACACCACGGGCUUUGACGUUGUAAAUCAUGCCGUCCGCUCUCGCUUGGUGGACCAAUUGACCGUCUUGUUUCGGGAGCUUUUGAUGCCGCGACCGCCCUGAAGCAAGUCUUUUUUCCAUCAGUUUGUUGCGGCGGGCUUAGACAUGUCUGGGUCAGUGGCUCAUGAUCAACCACAAGGAUUUACAAGUCUUGUUUCAAUGC
Molecule: messenger RNA, 3142 nt
Organism: Durusdinium trenchii
Lineage: Eukaryota; Dinophyceae; Suessiales; Symbiodiniaceae
Source: the annotation of a GenBank genome assembly